Molecule: messenger RNA, 1890 nt
Organism: Gasterosteus aculeatus aculeatus (three-spined stickleback)
Lineage: Eukaryota; Metazoa; Chordata; Actinopteri; Perciformes; Gasterosteidae
Molecular function (GO): protein binding
Source: RefSeq, a predicted model, not a curated record
GUGUUUGUGUGUGUCCUCUCGGAGUUUAUUGCUUUGUGGGAGUCACCGCUUCAUAACAGAACGCCUCAGUCCCGUCUGUCCAUCAUUUCUCCCUUUCACAUUCCUGCCAUUCCACAUGGGCCAUUGCUCCUACCGCACCCCACAUCCAAGCCAAGCCAUUCUCACCACUGCGCUUCGUUAUGAGCAGAUUUCAGAUAGCUCUGAAUAUACAAUCCACAAGGUUUCAACUGUUACAGUUAACAUUUUUUCACUCCAAAUAGUUUGGGACUUUCCACAGCUGAUGUUCUGUGACGCAUGUGCUGUAUGUACGAAUCUACCAGUGGCUGAAACCACAGCUAGGACCUGCAGUGAUCUUUGGCAUCCCGGUGGAUCAGUGACCGCUCGGUGAGUUGGAGGGACAUUUGCAAUGGGUGGAACAGAGCGUCUGUGGCUACUUGCUAGUUUGUGUCAGGUAAGAGAAUAUCUGUAACGCUUAUGGAACUUCACAGGUGUAUUGUAACUGUUUUUCAAGUUGCAAAAUUGUGUGUAGUAAUCAGAGUCUCUCAACACUCCCUCUAAUGUAUUUGUGUAAUUUAGUUGCUUACCAAUGGCACUGGUUAGAUCACUUUAAUGUCCGUGCUCUGCACUGCGCUCGUAUGGUGUUGGCCAACGACGUUUUCUUUACUGAAGGGUAAGAUUGUUGGCUCUGUUAUUAACACUGUUAUUGGUGUCAGCAUGGAUCUAAACCCUCUUGGUUAACCACCGUGCCAUGUUACUUUCCAUAUUCUCAGGUUGUCUCGCUGACAUGUGAGCAGAAUUUAAAGCCUGUUGAGGUUGAAGUUCUAUUUCAGACCUUCCCGUCAACAAAAUAUUCUGAUGCCUACACAGUCACCUGAAGGUCUGCAACUAACCAGCUGGUGCACGUGGGGCCCAUCGAUCGCUCAGCAUGCUCCGUGCACGAGUGCAAAAUGCCGUUACGAUUGGUUGAAAACCCAACGGGAUAUAACAUCUCACUGACUGCCAGCAUAAAUGAUACUACACUUGAGAAAAAGUAUUUUCUCUUCAUUCCAGUCUCUGUGUCCUCACUUAAUGUACACAGCACGGCUACUACUGCUCUCCUGGUGUGGAAACUUCACAAAGAACAAACCCUGUCCUCCUUGAGUCUAUACGACACUCACACGCAAUCUGUCUCCCACAUCUUCAACCUGAACGCAUCUGAGUCUCAGUACACGGUGAAAGGUCUCCAGCCCGGCACGCGCUUCAAGGCCAAAGUGUUGGUCACUACAUUCCUGAAACACCUUGAUGUGACCUUGAAGCAGAGACUCAGCGUUGCUUUUGAAACAGCUCAGUGCCCCACUGGCUGGUUGGCCAGAGGGAGAAGCUGCUACUCCGUGAGGAGGACGGGUUUGACCUGGACUGACGCCCGGCACGGCUGUAGAGGCUUGGCAGCUGAAAGUCACCUGGUUGAUCUGAAGGCCGUGGAAGAUCUGCAUUUCAUAUCUUCUCAUUUGCUGAAAACGAACCUGCUGCUGCUGUGGACCAGACUUAAUGACCAGCAGGAGGAGGGGCACCCACUCUGGUCUGAUGGCUCAGCCUAUAACUUGACAAGCUCUGUGAUGUCAUUACUGCCAGACAAUCAGACGGACUGUUUUGCCCUUCAGAAGGAUGCCACAGGCCCAGGAUACUUUCUCACUCCGUUCUUCUGUCGUAUCCCUUUGCCCUUCGUCUGCCACUUCCAGACUCCUCCUGUGCCUGAAACAUUCUCCUUCGCAACACAUGCUGCUUCGUUGGAGUGAACUCUCACCCUUGAACUCUCUCAUCUUUCUUCUUUUGAGAUAUUCCUCCAGUACCAAGAGGAGGCAGAUGGACAGUCGGGUCAAGACGAAGGACAUAGAAUCAGGAAGUCAGAGG